GGGGGCUGCAAGGCUCUGUGGCAGCGAGAAGAAGAGGGAGGAAAAAAAGAGAGGAGGAGGGGCUGUGGUGGGCUUCCUCUGCCUCACAGACACAUUUUAUUGACUUGCUAAUUGGAUGAGGCACUCGGAGGAGAGGAUGCGGUGACCGAGAGUAGCUGCUCUCCAGAGGAGGGAUACGGGCACAGGGAAGCGUUACUCGGGAUGCGUGAAUCUGGCUGCUUCAUCUCCUUCUUUUUUUUCAUUCUGGAAACAUAACAACAGAUGUUUUUCAGCAUCUCCCAGUGACCCUCACACCGUGCAUGAAUCAUUUUAUGCAUGACAUUGUCGAAUGGAGGCUCCGGCUGCCUGACGCUCCAUGACAAGUGAAUGAUUUCAUUUUGAUGUUUUUUGCAGCCUGUUCCUGCUCACCUGUUUUUUUUUUGUUCAAGGACUGAUCAGAUUUAGCCAUUCUCUUUUUUUGACAGCGACGGUCGAUACGAGUGGUAAUCUAAUGGCAAGAUAAUUUUUUCAGCAAAUCGAAAGAUACAAGAAACUGUGUCAUGGAUAUUCUUCGGAAAAAUGAAGUCCUGUCCUGGUUGCCAUGACUUGAGAUGUGCAGGUCUGGCUUGGUCAGAGAGCAGGUGCCACUUUGCUGAAGUCCGCUGUCCCAAUGAGCAAGGCAAGCAACACACAGAGACGCACCACCUACCUCAUUUCCCUCACUCUGGUGAAGGUUGAGGCCGUGCCAGAGGAUGUAGCAGGGAACCAGAGGGAGCCUCUUCCAGAGGGGGAAGGGAGUCCUAGGAAGGAGGAGGAGGAGGAGGAGGAGGAGGAGGUGAGCAAUGCCCCUGAAAAGGAUGAAGGACCUGAAUGUAUAGCAGUGGGGAGAGUAGAAAACCCACCGGCGGCAGAAGAAGUGGAACAGGUGCACUAUGUCAAGUAUGGCAGCCCCAGCGAGACCUGGGGGAAGCCUGAACGGAGAGAAACCCACGGUCACCAAAAAGACUUUGUGUCAGUUGGUAAAGACACUUCUUUCGCGCCUCCACCUGCAAGGCAAAUGGUCAAAGUGUACGGAGGCACUACCUCCGAGGGGGCUGUGCGCCGAGAGGGGCCUCGCUCUGACGCCAUGCGCCCCAAGACGGAGCUCUACAGAGAGCCCCCCGUGCUGUUCCUGAAGGGCGAAAAUGGAGCCGAGCUGAACAUUCGAUCACGAUGCAGCCUCCCGUUUUCCAUCCCGCCGCAAGUCGGCCAGCGCCCCGAAGUCCUGAUGAGGUCGCACGCGGGAGGCAACUCUGCAUGCUGGAGGGAACUGAGAGAGGCCAACGCAAGCCUGUAUCACUCUGCAAGGACUUUGGAUCGAAGGGAAAACCGCUUCGGGGACCAGUCCCCCUCGAUGGCAGCUACAACUCUGGGGCCUUACAGGGCGUCCUGGGCCGACAGCGACGGCAGAGGCACGCUCAUUCGCCCCGGAGCGCCCCUCAGCGGAGGAUUUUCCGGCAUAAUGACCAAGGACAGCCCUCAGGGGGAGAGAUUUAAGACGGUCUCCGUUUCCUUGCCGGCACCUCCUGCCACCGACGCGUCCAGGCCUCAGAGAAAAGGCACAAGCCGUACCCUGGACAACAGCGACCUACAUACGGUGUCAGAUGACCUGAAGAAGGGGAAGGAGGGCCAGCGCGCUCCCCCCCGCGACAGAAAGGUGCUCAAGUUCAUCAGUGGCAUUUUCACCAAAAGUACAGGCGUGCCAGCCAGCGUCGGCACCGCACCGCCCCUCUAUCCAGCUGUGGAGAGGGGCUCCAGCGAGGACGAAGCUGCAUGCACCAACAGUCAAGAAUGGACCAUGAACCAAACUGUCCAAGAGCUUCACUUGGGUGUUUUGGGAGGUCUGUGCAGUGGGAAGUCCGCUCUGGUCCACAGACACUUGACAGGAAGUUACCUGCAGCUGGAGAAUGCUGAGGGGCGCCAAUACAUUAAGGACGUCCUAGUUGAUGGACAGAGCCACCUGUUGAUGAUCAGAGAGGAGACAGAACUCCCAGGUGCUCAGCUUGCAAAUUGGUUGGAUGCAGUCAUCUUGGUCUUCAGUUUGGAAAAUGAGGCCAGCUUCCAAGAAGUUUACAGAAUCUACCACCAACUGGCCGCCCACCGGCCCGUUUCCGAGAUACCUUUUGUAGUAGUGGGUACUCAGGAUAAAAUCAGCAGCUCCAACCCCAGAGUAAUAGAUGACGCCAGGGCCAGACAGCUCUGCUCAGAUGUGCGUCGCUGCACAUAUUAUGAGACCUGUGCAACGUACGGGCUCAAUGUGAACCGAGUCUUCACUGACGCUGCCCAAAAGAUAAUGGCUGCAAAGAAGCAGGCUGCUCUUCUGGCUUCCUGUAAAUCUCUCCCAAACUCCCCCAGUCACUCUGGGGGCUCCACCCCGGUUUCGGGGGUCUUUCCAGGACAGGCCAGUAACGGUGGUCAGAGCAGUGAUUACUCUUCAUCACUUCCUUCCACUCCUGUGAUCAGUCAUAAAGAAAUCGGCAAAACAGUGAGAGGGGAAAAGCAAGACAGUGCCACUCCCGGGUCAGUCCGCAGUGCCACCCGGAGACGCACCUCCAGAUUUGCGGGUCGCAGAGGCAGUGACUCCAACAGAAGGAGUGCAGACUGUAUGGGAGACCUGGGCAGUGGACGCUUCAUUCCCAUCAAACAGGGCAUCUUGCUAAAGCGCAGCGGGCACUCGCUCAACAAAGAGUGGAAGAAGAAGUAUGUCACACUGUCCAACGACGGCAUUCUGUCCUACCACUCCAGCGUCAACGACUACAUGCUGAAUGCACCUGGGAAGGAGAUGGACCUGCUGCGGGUGACGGUGAAGGUGCCAGGAAAGCGACCACCUCGUGCUGUACCCGCCUACGGCCUUCCAGUCGGACUCAAUGGGCGCGUCAAAGAUGUGCCGGGACCCGAGGGGGUCAGCCCAGUCCCUGUAAGUGCCAGCAACCUCCUGCAAGUGGAGGAAAUGGAAGGGCUGGGUGGUGCACUGUUCCUGAGGGGCAACAGAGGCGUGCAGCGAUGUCCCUCGACUCUCUCUAACCACGCUCAAAGUGUCGACUCUGCAGUUGAGGGCGUGUCCAGCUCAUCCUCCACCAAAGACGUAGGUUCCUCCUCCCCGCUGACGGACAGGAAGAAACAUCGCAGAAAGAAAAGCAUGAACCAGAAAGGAGAUGCAACCAUUGGCCAAGCAGAUGCUAAGCGCAAAAUGUGGAAACUUAAAAGCUUUGGUAGCUUAAGAAACGUAAGCAAGACAGAUGAGGAUAACUUUGACUUCCUCAUCGUGUCGAGCACUGGCCAGACGUGGCACUUUGAAGCCCAGAGUGUGGAGGAGAGGGACUCCUGGGUCCAAGCCGUGGAGAGCCAGAUCCUGGCCAGCCUGCAGCUGUGUGAGAGCAGCAAAAAUAAGGCCCGCAGGAACAGCCAGAGCGAGGCAGUGGUUUUGCAGGCAAUCCGCAACGCAAAGGGCAACAACUUCUGUGUCGACUGUGACGCUCCAAAUCCAACCUGGGCCAGUCUGAACCUGGGGGCUCUCAUAUGCAUCGAGUGCUCAGGGAUCCAUAGGAACUUGGGGACCCACCUGUCGCGGGUUCGCUCUCUAGACCUCGAUGAUCUGCCGCGAGAGCUGACGCUGGUUCUCAGUGCCAUCGGCAACCACAUGGUCAACAGCAUAUGGGAGGCUCGUACAUUGGGCAGCCGUAAGCCGGCACCUGAUGCUACACGUGAGGAACGGGAGUUGUGGAUCAGAGCCAAAUAUGAGCAGAAACUCUUUGUGGCGCCGUUGCCCCCUCCCUCUCCUGGCGAGGGCCCAGACAUCACCCUUUCUGGCCGUCUUCUUUUGGCUGUGAUGGAGCACAACCUCCCAAGGAUGCUGCUCCUUUUGGCCCAUUGCACUAAGGAGGACAUUAACGCCCCUCUCAGCCUGGCGCUCUCCUGCAGGUCGCUCGUGGCGCUGCGAAUGCCUGGCUCUGCCCUGCACGCUGCCUGUCAGCAAGCUGAUGUGGUGAUGACGCAGCUUCUCGUUUGGUAUGGCUGUGACGUUCGUCACCGGGACGCUCAGGGGCAGACAGCUCUGGUUCUGGCUCGCAGCGCUGGCAGCCAGGAAUGCGUCGACAUCUUACUCCAGUACGGGUGCCCAAAUGAACCGGCCUCCUCCUUCUGCGUCGCCACCACAGUUGGUUUUGCAGCCGCUGCCACGCCGAGCUUCCCUGUUGCCAUGACGCCGAGCCUGACGGUUGCCACCACCCUCAAGAUUUCGCACAAGAGCGGCGGCGGUGGCGGCGGCGCCAGCUUGAGUUACAGCACCUCUAGAAGAGCAGUGUCAUAAUCUAAAUGUGCUGUGGUAUAUGUGGCUCAUACUGUCCCCUACCUCCCGCGGGACUGUUGAACAUGUGGCCAGAUGUUGCACUACUGAGGUUUUAAAAAGGGGGUUUGUUUGUGUGUGUGUGUGUGUGUGUGUGUGUGUGUGUAUCAGGGAUGAAAACACACAUUGUUGACAGCGCAGGUAACAACACUUUAAGUCUCCCAGAACGAUCAAACCAAAACAAAAAGAGAAACUGUCCAGGGAGGAAAUAACGUGACAUUACAUCCUCUGUGUUCGGAUCCAAUAGGAAUGUAUUGCACUGUAUACCAGCUGGUACGAUUCAUACGUCAUCAUGCAGCCAACUUGAUUCUCCACUCCGUUAACAAUUAGAGUUUACCUUUGGCCUCAAAAAAACAUGUAUUUAAACACUAAAUGCAUCCACACAUUGCAACUUUAUGGACAACAAAUGACCAUUUUAAAUUCCGAAUGCAUAUUCUGUUCAACACAGCCUCAUCCACUGCAUUAAUAAUGUAAUAAAACAGACUUUACAGUGGCUAAAAAAAAGAAGCUUCUUUAAAGAAAUUUAAAAGAUCUGUAUAGAAAUGCAUCGAUAAAGAUAUUAUAAUUCUGAAAGAUUGAAAGCUCCAUUUUUGAGAUUACUAUUGUACGAUUUGUACAGUUGGUUCUGUGUAUAAAACGGUUACUCGUGGCUCUUCAGAUAUUUCCUGUACAGCAUCUUGGUUUGGUUUUCCUUCAACAAGCAGUGGAUUAACGCUUUGCCAUCCAAGACUGAGAUUUCUAUGUUAUGUCAUUUGUAUCAAUGUGUGUGACAUUCAUCAUGACGCAGCUCAUCAUCAGGGCGAGUGUAAUACUAGAUGUGUAAAUGCCUUGAUUUUGAUUGAAUGUAUACAAAACCAGAGGGUUUCGGUUUUCCAGGCUGAUACAGUUUUGGUGGACUGUCAGGGUGUUUUAUUUUUUAUUUAACUAAUAGUAUUCCUGUUGUGACUAAUAGAAAGUACAUUUUAAUAGAUUACAACUCUGCAAAGGUUCUGAUCUAUAAAACUGGGCCUUUGAAUGACUAUGAUUAUAUUUAUAUCGAUUAUAGUCGAUGGAAAUCAACAUGUAAUAGAGGAAUGUUGGCCAAUCUAGUAUGUUAAAAAAGGCAUAAAAACCAACCCUCUUGCAGUACUGUAUGUAUUUUUGUGUUAAUCUGAAGACUCGGCUGAGUGUACAUGUCUUUGAUGUAAGCAUCGCUCUCCAUUUGUAUUUUUUUACUCAUGCAAUGAUUCAUGGAGCAUUCACUAUAAUACACUAAGGCUACGCCCAAGCUGUGGUGUUUCUGUACUAAGUUGUGAAUUUUUCCGUAAAGCAAAAAAGGCGAGCUGAAUUUUUUAUUAUCUGUUCAUUAUUAUCAGCAGCCGGUAAUGAGGGGGAGGGAAGCUCCAGCAGGCGGCAACUUAAUGCAGUAGAGUUGCAUCACCUGUAUGCUGCAUUGAGUCCGUGUCGAGGUGUUUUCUGGACGGGUGAGGCGGGCGGCCGACACUUUGACACUCGAUUUAGGAUCUGAGCAUCAGAUCUUCUUUAUCAAACCGUCACUCACUGGCUGCGACUCAAUACCUUUUUUUCUAGGUCGAGGUCGUAAACCUUUUUCGGUACCAUAAUACCACGGUGGAGAAUCAGUUUCAUCCAUUCACAAUAAUAACCUGAUUGUUGUGGGCAAAAACGCAUCAAGACACAAAAGUGACAUAUGUGGCAAUGUUUUUAAAUUGAUGAAAUGUAUAGAUGUCCAUGUUCAGGAACCACAUUGAAAUAUCAACCAAUACAGCGAGUAAAAUAAGUAGUGAACACGUCAUCAAUUUUCUCAGUAAAUAUCUGCCCUAAGGUGCAAUUGACGUAAAGCUUUCACCAGAUAACAACCCAAAUAAUUCAAACAUUUGAUUCUUGCUACAUAAGCGUGGUGGGUAAUGACCAGAAGCCUCCUGUGGGGAGAAACUGUGCAUUGCGCUGUGAUCUUUGCCCAUUCUUCCACACAAACAGUCUUCUUUUUUUCCUCUAUUGAUUUCUUAUUGGAUUGAAGUGAAAUGAUUGGCUCGGCCAUCAGCAGCUUUAUUUUUCUUUCUCUGAAACCAGGUGCGAGUUUCCUUGGCUGUGUGUUUGGGAUCAUUAUCUUGCUGAGAUGUUCACCCUCGAGAAUGUCUUCCUUCAAUUAUAUGAAGUCUGCCAGUGCAGUAUCCUGAUAAAAUGUGCCGUGAUGCCCACACAUAUACGAACUUUACUGUUGGUUUUGUGUUUUUCGGAUGAUGCGCAGUACCAAUCGACCUCCAAAAAUGAUGUAUUAUGGCAUCCAAAGAGUUUACUUUUGCCUUCAUCUGACCAGACUAUAUCCCCCCAGUAUUUCACAGGCUUGUCUAAAUGUUGUGAGGCAAACUUUAAACGAGCUUCAACAUGCUUUUUCUUCAACAAUGUACUCUUGCCGGGUGAGAGUGCGCACAGGAGUUCUUUCUGAAGCUUUUCACAAGCCGUCUUUGGCUCUCGGACAACUCUUCUGACAAUUAUUUUCAGUCCUGUGUGAAUGUUCCAGUGAGCACCUUUGAAGACUUUAAAGGUGCUCACUGGAACAUUCACAAGUUUAGAAAUCCUUCUGUGACCAAUGCCAUCGGUAUGAAGGUCUUGGGAGAGCUCUGUGAAAUACAUUAACAGGGAAAACUCUUGACGCGUUCAAUACUUAUUUUACCUGCUGUAUAUGGUUUGCAUACAUCAUAAAGGAACAGUUCACUCCGAUAAACAAUAAAGCUGUCGUUGUUUUUUGCCCAAAA
This is a messenger RNA of Pungitius pungitius (ninespine stickleback), 7119 nucleotides long. Its product is annotated as arf-GAP with GTPase, ANK repeat and PH domain-containing protein 1-like. The transcript is spliced from 20 exons. Gene Ontology annotation, biological process: activation of GTPase activity; negative regulation of neuron apoptotic process. Gene Ontology annotation, cellular component: nucleus. The record is from RefSeq and is a predicted model, not a curated record. The coding region runs from base 650 to 4327 and encodes 1225 amino acids. Gene Ontology annotation, molecular function: GTPase activity; GTPase activator activity; GTP binding. Lineage: Eukaryota; Metazoa; Chordata; Actinopteri; Perciformes; Gasterosteidae.